GUCUUUGUGUUUCCUGGACGUGGAGUUCACGCGGUCCCCCGGAGUUCCACGCUUAAAGUUGUGCCUGGGGUUCAGCCAGGGGAGGAUGUGGCCGGAAGUCCUGCCACUUUAGUGGAAGGGAAGGAAGACACAGAAGGAUGGCUAAAGUUUGUGCAGAGAUGCAAGGAGACGUAGGCCCCAGUGCUUCUCUGAUUGACAGAACCAUCAAGAUGAGGAAAGAAGCAGAAACUAGGAAAGUGGUUUUAGCCUGGGGGCUCCUGAAUGUCUCCAUGGCUGGAAUGAUAUAUACUGAAAUGACUGGAAAGUUAAUUAGUACAUAUUAUAAUGUGACAUACUGGCCCCUCUGGUAUAUUGAACUUGCCCUGGCAUCUCUCUUCAGUCUUAAUGCCUUAUUUGAUUUUUGGAGAUACUUCAAAUAUACUGUAGCACCGACAAGUCUGGUGGUCAGCCCCGGGCAGCAAGCGCUGUUAGGGCUGAAAACGGCCGUCGUGCAGACUACACCUCCCCGGGAUCUGGCAGCCACCCAAGUCCCUCCCUCGCCACCUUCCCCUUCAAUCCAGGGUCAGAGUGUAUUGAGUUAUAGCCCGUCUCGUUCCCCCAGUCCCAGUCCCAAGUUUGCCGCCAGCUGCAUGACUGGGUACAGCCCUCAACUGCAAGGUCUGUCGUCAGGUGGCAGUGGUUCCUAUAGCCCUGCUGUGACCUACUCUCCACUCAGUGGUUAUAAUAAGUUGGCAAGCUUUAGUCUGUCUCCUUCUUCUCCAUACCCUACCACCGUGGGCCCAGUGGAGAGCAGUGGGGUGAGGUCUCGCUACCGUUCUUCCCCCACGGUCUAUAACUCACCCACUGACAAAGAAGACUACAUGACAGACCUGCGCACUCUGGACACUUUCCUCAGGAGUGAGGAGGAGAAGCAGCACAGAGUCAAGCUGGGGAGCCCAGAUUCCACCUCCUCUUCCACCAGCCCUACCUUCUGGAAUUACAGUCGUUCUGUGGGGGACUAUGCACAAACCUUAAAGAAGUUUCAAUAUCAGCUGGCCUGUAGGUCUCAGGCCCCAUGUGCUAACAAAGAUGAAGCUGAUCUCAGUUCUAAGCAAGCUGCAGAAGAGGUCUGGGCGAGAGUCACUAUGAAUAGACAGCUUCUUGACCACAUGGAUUCAUGGACAGCCAAGUUUAGAAAUUGGAUCAGUGAGACAAUAUUAGUGCCACUUGUGCAAGAGAUCGAGUCUGUCAGCACUCAGAUGAGACGGAUGGGCUGUCCUGAGCUACAGAUAGGAGAGGCAAGUGUUACCAGCUUGAAGCAAGCUGCCCUGGUCAAAGCUCCUCUCAUCCCAACUCUGAAUGCAAUUGUGCAGUAUUUAGACCUAACACCAAAUCAGGAGUACUUGUUUGAAAGAAUCAAAGAACUUUCUCAGGGAGGCUGUAUGAGCUCGUUCCGCUGGAACAGAGGUGGAGACUUCAAAGGGCGCAAGUGGGAUACAGACCUGCCCACUGAUGCUGCUAUCAUCAUGCAUGUGUUUUGCACCUACCUUGACUCCAGACUACCUCCACACCCUAAGUACCCCGAUGGGAAAACAUUCACUUCUCAACACUUCGUUCAGACACCAAAUAAACCAGAUGUCACGAAUGAAAAUGUGUUUUGUAUUUACCAGAGUGCAGUCAACCCUCCACAUUAUGAGCUAAUCUAUCAGCGUCAUGUUUACAACCUUCCAAAGGGCAGAAAUAACAUGUUUCAUACAUUGUUGAUGUUCCUGUACAUCAUAAAGACCAAAGAGUCGGGGAUGCUUGGGAGAGUUAAUCUUGGGCUCUCUGGUGUGAAUAUUUUAUGGAUUUUUGGAGAGUAGUUCAUCAUUUAAUCCCAAACAUUUGGAUUUUGGCUCUAAUUGGCCUGGAAGAAGUUGAAGCUAAGCAUCUCCAAGGAAGCACCUCUUCUGAAAUAGGAUGUGUGCUUUGCAGACUUGUUAGAUGUAACAAGAACAAGCUAUUAGGAAUCUUCUUCUGACAUAACAACGCCCGUGUCUUCUACCCCACGAAACGUUGACUCCAUUGGAUGACUCUAGAACUGCAGCCCCGGGGUGUGAACUAGUGCAGUCCCCUUGACUUGGUGAGGCCAGGACUCCUCUCCACUGUAACCCCAGUGAGAACCAACCCUGAACAAACUGUUAUUUCCUUGUUGUGUGGGAGUGUGAGUACUCACAGUGAACCUUGCUAGUUUUCUUUGUUGUGUCUCUAGAUUUCCCCAGUGUUCUACAAGUCAGCCGAAAGCUGAAAUGAAAUUAAUUUCUCAGUGAUGUAGUAAUUAAUCCUGCUGAGCCCUUUUCCCCAGCCCCCAUUGGUUUUUUUAAUAUUAAAAGAGAUUUGAUAAUAUUGGCAUCUUGAAAGGUCACACUUGCAUUAAAUUUAGCUGAUAAAAUUAAACUUUGGGUUUUAGUUAAAUGUCUAAGGACGUCAAGAAAACUGUUACUACUUCGGUUAGCACCUCUUUCUUGCCCAUUGGGGCAAGAGGGCACGCAUGUGUGUAGGCGUCUGUCUGUGUGUUUGUGUCUGUCUGACUGCCUGACUCUGUGUGUGUGUGUGUGUGUGUGUGUCUGUGUCUGUGUCUGUGUCUGUCUGUCUCUGUGUGUCUGUGUGCUGGGGCAUGAACCUGGGUCCAUUCUACCACUCCCUUCUUUAAGAUCCCAGUAUUGGCCUUCCCAUUUCUGGUUUUCAGGUGGAGGAUAGAGGAUUGCCUCUCCAUCUUUUCUUCCUAUAUGUAGAUGAAGUAAUUAGUGGUCACACGUGUCUUUAAAGAUGGCUUCCAUCACCUGUGUUUAAACAGGUGACGGGUGCAUCCCAUUUUGUGUAGUUUGGAUUUUUUUUAAAAGUCAGAGGGUUGACCUGAGCUUAAAAGGUGAUGCCGUUGCUCUUGGCCUCAUGGCCCAGGGCCGCCUCUCCAUCGGCGUCUCCUCUCUCGCCCUCCCUCCCUCCCCUCCCCUCUCACGGUCUGCUUUAGUCUGCUGGCCAUGUUCAGCCUGGACUCUUCACUCUGCCAGCCUUCUCCCUUAUAUCUAAAAUUUUCUCCAUACUUUAAAAAAGAAAGAAAGAGGGGUUGGGGAUUUAGCUCAGUGGUAGAGUGCUUGCGUAGCACUCAGCUCCGAAUAAACAAACAAAAAGAAAGAAAGAAAGAAAGAAAGAAAGAAAGAAAGAAAGAAAGAAAGAAAGAAAGAAGAAAGGAGCUGUCACCUCGCUGCGCUCGAUAAGUGUUAACACCCCAUGAAAGAAAAUAAUCACUGAACUCACUGAACAUAAGGACAUAUUACAAUGUAAAUCUGUGAUUUUGAGAGAGAUUGAAGGUACCAUGGAAUCAGCUGCUGUACUAUAAAGGAUACGACUGCGUAGACGGUACUAAAAUCUCCAGAGAAUUUUAACAGUGCAUAAAACACCACCAACCUUUGAUUUUAUUGUGACCAUCAAAAAAUACAAUAUAGUAAAUAUAUGUAAAAAUACUUGACUGUGGAAAGGAAAAGUUGUCUACAUACUUAGUGUGGGUUGCUGUAGAGUUCUUCCAGCAACUUCUUUACAAGUGUUGGAUUGCGCUGUACUUAAUAAUACCUUUAUUUAAACAGAGUCCGUAAAGACAUGGUGAGAUAGGCCAGGAACCUCAGCUGCUCAUGAGGAUGAGGUGAGAGGAUCAUUAGUUCAAGACCAAACUAGGCUAGUAAUAAUCUUGCAUAAAUGUAAAACAAUAAAAGAAUAAUAAUAAUCUGCA
Molecule: messenger RNA, 3745 nt
Organism: Peromyscus californicus insignis
Lineage: Eukaryota; Metazoa; Chordata; Mammalia; Rodentia; Cricetidae
Gene: Tmem209
Product: transmembrane protein 209
Exons: 15
Coding region: 138-1841 (567 amino acids)
Cellular component (GO): membrane
Source: RefSeq, a predicted model, not a curated record